Haliotis rubra (blacklip abalone) is the source of this 2013-nucleotide messenger RNA. RefSeq names its product major facilitator superfamily domain-containing protein 1-like. The coding region runs from base 13 to 1566 and encodes 517 amino acids. Gene Ontology annotation, biological process: transmembrane transport. The record is from RefSeq and is a predicted model, not a curated record. The transcript has 13 exons. Lineage: Eukaryota; Metazoa; Mollusca; Gastropoda; Lepetellida; Haliotidae. Gene Ontology annotation, molecular function: transmembrane transporter activity.
UUAGCGCAUGUGAUGCGGAAGUAUCAGUUCAAAGGUCACGAGCAAUUUGACAGACACAAAACAAGCGCUAUGGCUGGACUCAAGGCGACAGAUUGUGGCUACCGCUUUGUGGUCCUGUUCUUCAACUGCAUGCUGACCUUUGGUUCAUACUUCUGUUUCGACAUGCCCAGUGUGCUCCAAGAUGAAUUCACACAGUCCAACAACUGUACCAACUCAACAGGAGGGAGUACAUUUGAUGUUGAUGCUGGCAACAACACUUGCAACAACUGCACCGACUGUCUGGGGAUGUCGCAGGAUGACUACAACCUCCUCUACGCCAUCUAUGCUUGGACGAAUGCUGUAGUUGUCAUAGGUGCUGGAUUCCUCAUUGACAAACUGGGAAACAGAGUGGGCGUGUUCCUCUUCUCCUUCCUGUGUGUCGUCGGGUCGUGCACUUUCGCUGUUGGUGCAAUGCUGAAAGGAACGUCUGCCAUGUUGCCUGUCAUGCUAGUGGGACGUCUGCUCUUUGGAUCAGGAAACGGGUCACUAACAAUUGUUCAGAACAAGAUCACAGCCUUCUGGUUUAAAAACAAGGAAUUAGCCAUGGCAUUUGGUUUCACAUUAGCAUUCUCCCGUCUGGGAAGUGUACUGAACUUCUUCUUGACACAGUCAUUCUCUCAGACGUAUGGGCUCUCUUGGACUCUCUGGGGCGGCGCCAUGUUGUGUGGGCUGGGGUUUGUGUCGGCCAUUGUUGUAAGCUUCCUGGACAUGUAUGGCGUCAAGCAGCUGGGAGAUGAGGCCAGCAUGAAAACAGAAUCCAAGAAACUGAGGUUCACCGAUAUCCGCUACUUUUCCCUGUCAUACUGGCUGGUGGCACUGGCAAUCAUGUUCUUCUACAACGGAGUGUUUCCAUUUGUGGCUGAUGCCAGUAAAUUUAUCUACGACAAGUAUAAGACAGAGUAUAAUUUGAAUCAGAAAACGUCUUCAUACAUCGCAGGCUCAAUCUACGAUGUGUCUAUGUUAUUGUCUCCAUUCCUGGGAGGCAUCAUCGAUGUGUUUGGGAAGCGAGGGUACCUGGCCAUACUGUGUUCGGUGUUCUCCAUCCCCGUGUUUGCACUGUUGGCCUUCACCUAUGUGUACCCCCUGGUGGCGACCCUGUGCUUCGGGCUGACCUACUCUGUGGCCGCUGCUAGUCUGUGGCCCUCAAUUCCCCUUGUGGUAACCCAGGCAACGGUUGGCACGGCAAUGGGCCUGACUACAUCUAUUCAAAUGAUUGGUAUUGGCAUUUCUAAUCUCAUUGUUGGCUCGAUUCUUGGGACAGAAAAAGACACACCAACAGCGACCAUCUUACUGCGCUGGAAGUAUGUGAUGAUUUUCCUGCUGGCUAACAUCCUUGCCUGUGUCGCCACCACAUUCUUCCUGAAUGUCAUCGACAAGAGGAAGGGCGGUAUGCUGAACUUGAGUCGCAAACAGAAGCAGUCACUGGCACGGCGUCUGCAGGAAGAGGAGGAAGUCGACCCGGAUGAGGAGGUGGCGCCAGUGUACAGCGAGAGGGACCCCCUCCUCCGCAAUAACCGUAUCAACUGAUUCUGCUCUCCUCUGUUUGUUUUUUUUUUUUUUGAUGAAUGUAGUUCUCGGUGAAUGUAACAGACUGCUUUUGGAUCAUGUGUUUGUAGAAGUAUAAUUAUUUUCAGUGUCCAGUAAGGAAUGCAUUAUCUCACUUAAAAUACAUUAAGUGCAACAAAAUAUUGCACAUUCAAAUUGAAAAUAGAGCCUUAAAGUUAUAGUACAUCGUUGAAAAAUGCAACAUGAAUAUGCUGCACAGACAUUUCAUGCAGGACAAGAAAAUAUUUGUGCUUUACUGACUGCACUGGAACUCACAUGGAUAUUCUUCGUGUUCAUGCAGUUUAUACAGUUUGAUUGUUGUAGCAUUUGUCCUUAGAUAUAAUGUUUGAUUCUAAAAUUUGCAUUGCCAAAAAGUAGGCCUGUAAACUGUCAAUUGUUAACAGUUAACACUAGAGUGAUGUCAGAGUU